CCGACACCGAUUGUUCCGAUCAACCUCAGAGGGAACGGACAGACACAACUAGUCGAGAUCGACAUUCGCCACAGAGGCAAUCAACUUCUGACAUGACAGUUCUCGACAUGCUUCCUAGUAAGACAUUUGUAUCGAAUGUUGAAGAAGAGAAUCUUCCGGCCCUCCCCUUCAGCAGUGGAGCCAAAGCGCUGGUAGAUACGGUUUAUUUCUACACCCAAGCACGGUAUUGCAUUAUAGACUGGACGCAGUUGCGGGAGUGGCAUCGAGAUCGAGAGGCUAUUGCCUAUGUUUCCACUGACAGCCCUGUGGAUAUACAAACAGGCGCCUUUUUCAUUUGGAUUAUUUAUGCCAUUGGAGCCUGCUUGGUUCCGAAUCCUGAGAGCUCAACGGAAGCCUAUUUCUCUCGAGCACGAAUAUACCUCCCAGCAGUCCUGGGUCUACAGAACUUGACUACAGUGCAGGCUCUUUUAUGUCUGACGCAGUACUAUUUCCGAGCCCCGACUGAAUCUCCGAUAUGGGACCUGGUUGGACUUGCACUGCGCCUAUGUAUCAAACACAGAUACCACCGCAAGAUCAUCACUCCAGAUGUAGAUCCGUAUACGAUUGAGCUUCGAAAACGGUUUUUCUGGUGUGCGUAUUGCUUUGAUCGGCUACUUGCAAUUUUGUAUAAACUGCCUUUUGGAAUUAGUGAUUCGGAUAUUGAUGUUGAGACCCCCGUUGAUAUCGACGAUACUUGCAGAGAUCAGCAGAUGAUUUGCCAACUGCAAUUAAAGCAGGCUGCUGGUGAGUCAGAGGAAGGGGAAAUUACCACAAUGACUGCCGCGUUACACCAUCUGCAAGUAUACCGAAUCCGGUCAAGAAUACUAACCAACUUCACCGGCCCACAUGCCCGCAUCCCCUCCCUAGCAGAUGUUGAACAUCUUCUAUCCGAACUCGACCAAUGGCGCCAACAAGCACCUCGAAAACAAGACUCACGAUCCUUCCCCCAGCAAAACCCAGAUCGCGUACAAGCAAACUACUUCCAGGCCGUGCUACUCCUCCUCCGCCCAAUCCUACUCGGCGAUGUCGUCGAUUCCGAUCUCAUUCGGUUGUGUGUUGAGUUUGCGACUGACGCAUGCGAAAGCGCAAAAAUCCUCAGCCUCAACCCCCUCACUCUCCCCGACCGCAUCACCGUAUACCACUGCUUCUACGGCGGCAUCACACUCCUCCAGUGUCUUGCGAUUAAGCCAACGGCAUUAACGCCGCGACGGGCACACCAGGCCAUCAGUGCGUGUUUGAGUGCGUUGGCAGUAUACACGCGCGUGUUGCCAGCUGUGGCACCAUUCCUGAGGCUGUUUGAGGAUGUAUCGAAUUUGUUCGUGUGUGACGAGCAUAUGGCGGGGAUUCAUCCGAGUGGAAAGGUGAGGGGGCUGUUGAAUAGAAUUGUUUCGAGUGAUCCGUCCGAGGCAUCGGGGAUUUUAUGUUCGCUAUCGCAGAAGGAAAGUCACCAGGCAUCGCCGGAGCCGUUGGCAGAGGAAAAGAUGACAAUCCAAUAUGACUCUAUCCUGGGUGGUCAGUCGUCUGUGCUACCGCUUGAUAUGCCAUUAACAAUUUCUCCCCUCUACGCACCUGAUCUGGAAAUCAUGGACUUAUGGACUGGCUGGCUGGAUCCUCCGUCGGUGGCUGGAAAUAUGGAAUGAAGGCGAAUGUUGUAUAUUAAGAGGAUAGGACUAUUCAAAAUAGCAUCUAUACAUUGCAGAUCCGCUAUG
Messenger RNA from Aspergillus wentii DTO 134E9, 1748 nucleotides. RefSeq names its product fungal specific transcription factor domain-containing protein. Gene Ontology annotation, molecular function: DNA-binding transcription factor activity, RNA polymerase II-specific; sequence-specific DNA binding; zinc ion binding. The transcript has 10 exons. NCBI's taxonomy places the organism in Eukaryota, Fungi, Ascomycota, Eurotiomycetes, Eurotiales, Aspergillaceae. The record is from RefSeq and is a predicted model, not a curated record. The coding region runs from base 93 to 1679 and encodes 528 amino acids. Gene Ontology annotation, biological process: positive regulation of transcription by RNA polymerase II; DNA-templated transcription.